Molecule: messenger RNA, 2729 nt
Organism: Ictidomys tridecemlineatus (thirteen-lined ground squirrel)
Lineage: Eukaryota; Metazoa; Chordata; Mammalia; Rodentia; Sciuridae
Gene: Foxk2
Product: forkhead box K2
Biological process (GO): regulation of transcription by RNA polymerase II
Molecular function (GO): DNA-binding transcription factor activity, RNA polymerase II-specific; protein binding; RNA polymerase II cis-regulatory region sequence-specific DNA binding
Source: RefSeq, a predicted model, not a curated record
CUCGGUGGACGUGAGCAUGGGUCACUCGAGCUUCAUCUCGCGGCGCCACCUGGAGAUCUUCACGCCCCCGGGCGGCGGCCAUGGCGCGGCGGCCCCCGAGCCCGCGCAGCCCCGGCCCGACGCGGGCGGCGACUUCUACCUGCGCUGCCUGGGGAAGAACGGCGUGUUCGUGGACGGCGUGUUCCAGCGGCGCGGGGCGCCGCCGCUGCAGCUGCCGCGCGUGUGCACAUUCAGGUUUCCGAGCACAAACAUCAAGAUAACGUUCACAGCCCUGUCCAGCGAAAAAAGGGAGAAGCAGGAGGCUCCCGAGUCCCCGGUGAAGCCUGUGCAGCCACAUAUCUCGCCCCUGACCAUCAACAUUCCAGACACCAUGGCCCACCUCAUCAGCCCCCUCCCUUCCCCCACGGGCACCAUCAGUGCUGCAAACUCCUGCCCAUCUAGUCCCCGGGGAGCCGGGUCUUCAGGGUACAAAAUGGGCCGUGUGAUACCAUCUGACCUCAACUUAAUGGCUGACAACUCACAGCCAGAAAAUGAAAAGGAAGCCUCAGGUGGAGACAGUCCAAAGGAUGAUUCAAAGCCACCUUACUCCUAUGCACAAUUAAUUGUACAAGCGAUUACAAUGGCUCCUGAUAAACAACUCACCCUAAAUGGAAUUUAUACACACAUCACUAAAAAUUAUCCAUACUACAGGACUGCGGACAAGGGCUGGCAGAAUUCAAUUCGCCACAAUCUCUCUCUGAACCGUUAUUUCAUCAAAGUCCCGCGUUCCCAGGAAGAACCAGGCAAAGGCUCCUUCUGGAGGAUAGACCCAGCCUCUGAGAGCAAACUGAUAGAGCAGGCUUUUAGGAAAAGACGGCCUAGGGGCGUGCCUUGCUUUAGAACCCCUCUGGGACCGCUCUCGUCUAGGAGUGCCCCAGCCUCUCCCAACCAUGCGGGAGUGCUAUCUGCUCACUCCAGUGGUGCCCAGACCCCUGAGAGCCUGUCACGUGAAGGUUCGCCAGCCCCCCUGGAGCCUGAGCCCAGCACCUCACAGCCCAAACUCGCCGUCAUCCAGGAGGCCCGGUUUGCCCAGAGCGCACCAGGCUCGCCCCUGUCCGGCCAGCCUGUCUUGAUCACCGUCCAGCGGCAGCUGCCCCCUGCAGUCAAGCCUGUCACCUACACUGUUGCAACUCCGGUGACCACCUCCACCUCUCAGCCGCCUGUCGUGCAGACAGUCCAUGUAGUCCACCAGAUACCAGCAGUGUCGGUCACCAGCGUGGCUGGGCUAGCCCCAGCAAACACAUACACAGCUGCUGGCCCAGCCGUGGUCACUCAGGCGGCCUUGCUGGCCCCUCCUAAGGCAGAACCACAGGAGAAUGGAGACCACAGGGAAGUCAAAGUGAAAGUGGAGCCCGUUCCUGCAAUUAGCCACACCACGCUGGGUGCUGCCAGCCGGAUCAUCCAAACACCACAGGCCACCCCAGUCCAGACAGUCACCAUAGUGCAGCAAGCCCCUCUUGGUCAGCAUCAGCUUCCGAUAAAAACUGUAACGCAGAACGGAACCCAUGUGGUGCCCAUGCCGGCUGCCGUGCAUGGCCAGGUGAACAAUGCCUCGGCGAGCCCUCUGCACAUGCUGGCGACCCACGCGUCGGCCUCGGCGUCCCUGCCCACAAAGCGCCAGAAUGGUGACCAGGCCGAGCAGCCGGAGCUGAAGCGGAUCAAGACGGAAGACGGCGAGAGCUUCGUCAUCGCCCUGAGUGUGGAUGCGCCACCAGCAGCCGUGAGGGAAAAGGGCGUCCAGAACUAGCGCGGAGCCUCCUCGCCCCGCAACUCCGCGGUGCCAAAGGAGGCGCCGCCCGCGCCCGGGCCGACCCGGACCCGGCGGCCUUAACACUCCGGGCCGCGGCCGCGAGCCACCCGUGAGGACCAGCGGACUUGGCGGCCUCGGCUCCCGUGGCCGCCCGCGCCGAGCCGAGCGGUGACCUGGACGCGCCCGCGCCGCCCCGUGUGUCCCUCCUGUCGACUCUGUCCCUGCGUCACUGUCCCGCCUCCGUGAAGACGGCGCCCGGCCGGCAGGCGCAGAGGCCAGCAGGAGGCCGCCGCCGGGAAUGUCCAGCGUCAUCACCAUAACAUUAUUUAUUUAAAUGUAGUUAUUUUGGUAUUUAAUUUUUUUUAAAGAGGAAAAGAACCUGUAUUUUCCUGGUGGGAUGAAAUGGCAGAAGGCGUGUCCAGGCAACUCGGCGUCAUCGACACGAAGACCAAACCAGCGGCGCCCCGCGGGCCGACGGUCCCCUCCCGAGGCCCACCUCGCACCGGGACGGCCGCAGGGUCGCCGCGGUCGGGUGGUGAAGGUGGACGGGCCGCCUCUGCUCCAGGACUGAGGAAGGGCCCCUGCACGGCCGCCCUCGGCCUCCCGCCCACUGCCCCCCGCUGCCCAGCAGCUCCGCAGCGUCCCGCUCUGCAGAAGUCUCUGGCCUCUGCCAAUCUCCAGCUCCCUCAGGGACUGCAGCCUGCAGCAGCUCUGCCCUGAGCCAGCCCGGCGCAGGCGAGCCCGGCCCGGAUCACAGCCAGUGAAGGCAGCAGUGUCCACGCGGGCCUGCUGUGCUGGGCGCCCCGGAGGAGAGGGACAGUCUCUUAAGUAAGUCCAGACUUCUGUCCUAGGAAGUAGAGUGGUGAUCUGUGUGCAAAGAUUGAAAUUUUUAAAAAGUACCAAGUUCCUAAAAUUCAAUAAAAUAUUUUUAUUAAUUUUA